GUCUAAACAAUACCAAGAUGCGCAGUGGGCGUGCUCAGUGACCCCAGGGCGUUCGGUGUAAAUACAAGAUGGCGACAAGCAGAGUGGGAGACCUCCUAAAGGAGCUACCGUCUUUUAAUCAAAGAAAUUUCUCUAAAUACUACAGAGAUUCAACUUGUAAACCAACUAACCGGAGACCACUGGUUUAUCUUCCUACUACAGAAGUAUCGACCGCAGAACAAAGAAUUGUAACAGACAAAACAAACAUAUUGCUUAGAUAUCUCCAUCAACAAUGGGAAGUAACAAAUACAAGCAAAAAGAGGGACACAGUCAGCGCAGAUCUACAAGAGUCAGAGGAAAUGCAUCCAUCAAGAAAAGUGCCACGGGUGGAUCUGAAUGAUGAGUCACCAGAUUGACAGGAAACUAAAUAACAUAGUGUUUUACUCAACGGAGAAGCCCUCACUAGUAUUGCCGUGCAUUGUCAGAUCUCUUCGAUGGGAAUUUUCCACAAUGAUGGUCAACAUUGUAAAAUCUUUUUUUACCAAAAUAUUCCUCAAUCCAAGUUGACUCAAUACACUUUAAACUAUAAUGGUGGCCUACUUUACUUUCAAAUACCAGCACGUAAAUGUUAGGGAAUUUGAGUGGCAAUGUACAACAUCUAUCAAACCUAACCUAACAAGAUUGCAUCCCUAGGGAUUUUUUUUGCAUUUUUUUUCUUCUCUCUCUUUAUAAAUAACUAACUCUCUCUUGUUUUCUCUUAAUGUGAUUAUAACUCUUAUUUGAUGUCACAAUUUCAGGAGAGAAAGCAAAGUGCACCCCUCUGUUCUUAAGGCUUUGAAUUGCUCAAUGCAAUUGAUAUUAUCCUUACAGUGUCCUCAUUUUAAUUUUCAGUCAGAGCUCAAUUAUCAACAUUUCAAAACUAAUUUAAAAUGGAUGGAUGAUGAAUAACAUUUUGGUUUGAAAAACCCUCGAUUUCCAGCUUGUUUCUGUGAGCCUACAGUAAGCAGGUUGAAAUAGAGCCUAGAAAAAAAGGGUGCCUGGAACAUAACUUGUCUUCUUUUCUUAUUUGAGAAUCUUUAAGUAAAUGAUUGAUCAAAUUAAAAAUUUCAAAAUCCUUCCCAAGGUUUUGAAGUGUUCCCUCCCCUAAAACACGAUAAAAAAAUAGAAUAAUUUAGGUCUGACUUAUUAGUGAUAUGGUAACUUUAAACAACCGUGCAGUAUCACAUCCUUUAGCAAGUGUCUACCCAAUAUUUGCUGAUGGGGUGCGCAGUAAGCUGUAUUAAGGAAAAAGACUAGUAUUUGAUAACCCUUCAAUAAGAGAUAACCCAUUUUUUGGUGGGGGGAGGUGAGCUCCUUUCUCGUAUAAUUGAACAAGCUCAAGCCUUGAAACAAGCUCAAUGGGUUUUGUCUCUGAAAGAACCUACUUCACAAACAGAAGGGACUUAUUUUAAAUGUAUGAGCACAAACAAAAGGGACUUAUAUUAAAGUAUGGGUUGUUCUCCUUUCUGCCCUGAAGAAGUAUUGAUUAAGACGAAUUUUUGGGGGGUGGACUGGAUUCUUUCAUACAUAAAAGAGACUGGCAUAUUGAUUGAAUUGAAGAAGCCCAUUAGCUUUUUUCGAGGUUUCAUGUAUAACUUAGGGACGGACCGACCAUUAGAAAAGUGAAAAACUAAUUCACGUCUUAGAGACAAGAAAAAAAAAAGAUGCACGACUGAAACUUCCCCCCUUCACAUUUCUAAAGGUCCGUCCCUUAGGAACUAACAGAGACAAUUCUUUUGUUUUUGUGAAUGUUUUGUAAAUAUUAAACAAUUGCUUCUGCAAAUGAAA
Messenger RNA from Nematostella vectensis (starlet sea anemone), 1806 nucleotides. Its product is annotated as DET1- and DDB1-associated protein 1. Gene Ontology annotation, cellular component: Cul4-RING E3 ubiquitin ligase complex. The record is from RefSeq and is a predicted model, not a curated record. Gene Ontology annotation, biological process: positive regulation of proteasomal ubiquitin-dependent protein catabolic process. The transcript is spliced from 5 exons. The coding region runs from base 69 to 395 and encodes 108 amino acids. Lineage: Eukaryota; Metazoa; Cnidaria; Anthozoa; Actiniaria; Edwardsiidae.